AUUCAUUGAUCAUCUUGUAUUUGUAUUUUUGUGACAGCAUUCUUGGCAACUUUCUCGAAUGGCGACACGACGUGUGUUGCAUAUUACGGGUAUCGCGGUUGUCCUGUUCAGCGAGCGCUUAUACUUGCUGCCUGUAAUACUAACGUCACAUCUCCUAUGACAUGAAGACCACCUCGCUGCACUGUAAAACGUUUGCCUGCGAGAUGUCCCGCUCCAUCGUUGCUACACACAGCCGCUCGCACACCGGAACUCUCUUGUGCCGACAUGCCACCGCAGUCUUAUUGAUGCUAUUAGUUGGUGCAGUACACGGCAGAAUGAUGCAGCCAGAGCCCUGGGGAAGACCUGAGCCCUGGUCACCCCAAGACCCACCAGCCGUGUCGCAGGUCGUGUCGCGCUCUAUGAGGAUGGUGCCUCCCGGCUGCCCUGCCUCCCCCGUGGCCUUUUUGCAAAAGACACACAAGGUCACGCGGCGCUUCCUGGACAGUGCCGUGCGAGCGCAGCUGCAGGUGCAGGGCCGCUGCGGCGGCUACCACCGCGUGUUGUACAUGGUGACUUCAGAGCACUUGCUCUCAAACUCUAACUCGAGCAGGGCCCAAAAGGUGGAGGCAGACCUUGCGGCGCUGCAGGAGGCUCUGGGGGAGGACGGCGUCAUUGCCAUUGGGCCGCAAGACUUCUCCUCCACAUUCGGCUUCGAAUGGGGCAAGUUCCCACUGCCCGGCAAUUUCACCUGGAACCAUUGUGACGCGCCAGAGCUUGUGUGGUAUGACUUGUUCCGAAACAACCUGGGGCCAGACGCCAGGCACGUGUGGGUGGCGGAAUACGAUGUGGGGUGGACGGGCGACAUCGCGAGCGUGUUCGCGUCCUUUCCGGAGCGUCCCGACUUUGUGUGCAGCACGGACUGGAAGCAGGACGGCAUCGCCAUCGGACCGGAAUGGUCCAACUUCCCGCUGCGCACGUGGCUGAAGGGCGAUGAGGUGAAGCAGUGCUUCAUCAUGUUGGCCCGCUACAGCCUGAGGUACAUGCAGGCUUUCCUGCAGGAGACGCGGAUGGGCCACCUGCAGUUCUGUGAGAUGUCAGGCGCCGCAAUCUGCUCGAAGCACGGAACAUGGUGCUCCAUUCGUACCUUCGACCAGUACAGCGAGGUCGUGGGGCGGGACAGUCGUGGCACGUCUAUGUUCCGCUUCGACACACACAUCAGCAGAGGCGAGUGGGAGAAGCUGGCGGCUGCGGACGCGGCGGAGCGGGCCAAGAAGCACGGGGCCCCAGCAGCCUUGCCACCGUCUGGGGGCACGGCGGAGGCAACGGCCGUGGAUGGCCAGCGGGAUGGUGGUGCACAUGGGAAAGCGCAGCCAGCAGGCCCUGCUGUGACAGGUCGCAUUUACCACGCGCUCAAGUGGUAGCAUGCUAUUACUGUGCAGUGCGCCAGGCACAAGCGUGUGUUGCACUGCCAUUACUAGGUUUGGCACUUGAGCAGCGGUCUCUAUUGUUACAGUUAGGAUGGAGGUGGUAGUGCACGCAUAACUGUGCGCAAUGUGUGGACUGCGGUUAUUUAACCAUCACGGGGGCGCGUCAUGAACAUGUCGUGUGGACAGCCAGAGGUUCAGCUCCGGGUGCAUUAUCGCUUCACGUGCGCGCCCCAGUGGCAUGCAUGCGUGCGUGCAUGCCACGGGCAUGUGUUGCGCGUGCACUGGUUGCGGCAGUGGCAUGCACGCACGCACAAAAUGUGCUUGCGGGUUUCGUGCACCGCUGUGCGGAGGCAGUAUGAGCGGAACUAAGAAAUUGUGCUUGUACCGGUACAGGCUUCCUACUUGAGCCUGUGAGUGAUCGAUGAAUAGCUACUUGCUGGGGUCCGGGCCACAGACCGUAAGAGAAGGAGAAGGAAGGGAGGCGGAUGCGGGCGGACGGACAGCGUGGAGAGAGCGGCAAGCGCCGCUAGGGACAAGGUGUCCCUGGAAGAGUGGAAGCGUGAUCCAUU
Chlamydomonas reinhardtii is the source of this 1975-nucleotide messenger RNA. RefSeq lists its product as uncharacterized. Lineage: Eukaryota; Viridiplantae; Chlorophyta; Chlorophyceae; Chlamydomonadales; Chlamydomonadaceae. The record is from RefSeq and is a predicted model, not a curated record. The coding region runs from base 315 to 1400 and encodes 361 amino acids. The transcript is spliced from 6 exons.